This is a messenger RNA of Macrobrachium nipponense, 575 nucleotides long. It is a transcript of the gene ND-MLRQ, whose product is annotated as cytochrome c oxidase subunit NDUFA4-like. The transcript has 3 exons. Lineage: Eukaryota; Metazoa; Arthropoda; Malacostraca; Decapoda; Palaemonidae. The record is from RefSeq and is a predicted model, not a curated record. Bases 107 to 376 code for a protein of 89 amino acids.
AUAUGAACACUACGCAAUCCUGAACCGUUCACCCAAUCGCCAUAUUUACUCCGGUUGCUCGGCCGAUACCCAACAAGCAUCAGCCACCGAAAAAGAAAGGAGCACCAUGACCAAGAUGAUGCAGGGGCUUACUAUUGCCAGCUUGAAAAAGCACAGGGCUCUGAUCCCUCUGUAUGUUUGUCUUGGUAUUGGUGUGGCCAUGUCUACUUUCUACACUUUACGACUUGCAUUAAGAAACCCAGACGUUUCUUGGAACCGCAAGGGUAACCCAGAACCCAACCAAGAAUAUGCUAAUAAACAGUAUAAGUUCUAUUCUCCAAUCAGGGAUUAUUCUACAUACAGGGCCCCUGUGCCAAACUACAAGGAUGAAGAAUAAGUAAGAUAUUAAGAAUUUAAGUAGAAUUAUUCAAGUAUGAUAAGUUCCAAAUAUUACCCUACAUUAUAGUUUUAUUUAAGCUUAUUAAAUGCAAAAAAAAAAUACAAUUGGGACUUGUUGUACUUGUAUACACUUGAAAAACUGCUGUGAGAGAAAGGACAAUAAAAUGUAACAGAGGAUAAUAAAUAUGUAAUAAUGA